This is a messenger RNA of Oryzias latipes (Japanese medaka), 2325 nucleotides long. NCBI's taxonomy places the organism in Eukaryota, Metazoa, Chordata, Actinopteri, Beloniformes, Adrianichthyidae. The record is from RefSeq and is a predicted model, not a curated record.
UUCUAGUCUACCUUCCUCCGCUGGUCUUGGGGUUCUGGUUCGUAUUUUAUGCGGUAUCUGUUAUCAGCUGGUCGUCUAUCCAGCCUCUAAGGCGCUGUCAUUUCCCCGCAGAAUUAUGGCGGCUUUGGUUUGGGUUCAGCGGACCGCGUCUCUGAGGAAUCCCGGGAGUCUGCUCCAUUCCCGGAGCCCAGUUUUGCGGCUUCGCUGCCGGUUUCAUGUGGGCAGGAAAUCCUGUUCCUCAGAGUUCCUGCACCGGAGCGUGGUUCCGUCCAUGCACUACCAAAAAAGUCUGCCACGACUACCCAUCCCCAAACUGGAGGACUCCAUCAGCAGAUACCUGGCUGCCCAGAUGCCUCUGCUGGAUGAUGAUCAGUUCAGAACCACAGAGAAAGUAGCUCAAGACUUCCUGAAGGGGGAGGGCAGACAGCUGCACGAGGAGCUGGUGCUCAUGGACAAGAACAACAAGCACACCAGCUACAUUUCAGCUCCGUGGUUUGAUAUGUAUCUAUCUGCACGCGACUCUUUGGUGUUGAACUUCAACCCCUUCAUGUCCUUCAACCCCGACCCGAAACAGGAGUACAACGACCCGCUGGUGCGCUCCACCAACAUGGUGUGUUCAGCGGUGCGCUUCAUGAAGACGCUCCGGGCCGGCCUGCUGGAGCCCGAGGUUUUCCAUCUGAACCCUGCCAAAAGCGACACGGCCACGUUCAAGAAGUUCAUCCGCUGGGUCCCGUCCUCGCUGUCCUGGUAUGGAGCCUACAUGGUGAACGCUUAUCCCCUGGACAUGUCUCAGUACUUUCGUCUCUUCAACUCCACGCGCAUCCCCAAACAAGGGCGGGACGAGCUUUUCAACGAUGAGAAAGGCCGGCACCUGCUCGUUCUGAGGAGAGGAAAUAUGUACGUCUUUGACGUUGUUGAUGGCGAUGGCAACAUGGUGAAGCCGGUUGAGGUCCAGGCCCACCUGAAGUACAUCAUGUCUGACCCAAAACCGGAGGCGGAGUUCCCGCUGGGGGUCCUGACCAGCGAGAACCGGGAUGUCUGGGCAGGACUGAGGGAGAAGCUGAUAGCCGCUGGGAAUGCAGAGGACCUGGGAACGGUGGACAGCGCCCUCUUCUGCCUCUGCUUAGAUGACGAGACCAUGAAGGAUCACAUCCACAUCUCCCACAACAUGCUGCACGGCGAUGGCUGCAACCGCUGGUACGACAAGUCCUUCAGCAUCAUCAUGGCUAAAGACGGUCAAGCCGCCAUCAACUUUGAGCAUGCUUGGGGCGAUGGCGUCGCCGUUCUUCGCUUCCAAAACGAGGUCUUCAAAGACACCACGGAGCGGCCGCUCGUGCACCCCGGCUCUACGCCGGCAGCAGACUCUGCCUCGGCCGUGCGACAGCUGGACUUCAAACUAACCAGCGAGCUGAAGAACGACAUCAAGAAAGCCAAGCAGAACUUUGACUCAGCCGUGUCCAAGCUCACCAUCGACGCCAUGGAGUUCAAGAAGGGCGGGAAGGAGCAGCUGAAGAAAAACAAGCUGAGUCCGGAUGCUGUGGCCCAGCUGGCUUUUCAGAUGGGUUUCCUGAGGCAGUACGGGCAAACGGUGGCUACCUACGAGUCCUGCAGCACCGCAGCCUUCAAGCACGGCCGCACAGAGACCAUCCGGCCAGCCACUGUACACACCAAGCGAUGUUCCCAGGCUUUUGUUCAUCAGCCGGGCGCCCACAGCGUGGAACAACUGCGCGGCAUGCUGCACGAGUGCUCCAAAUACCACGGGCAGCUCACAAAAGAAGCAGCUAUGGGUCAAGGAUUUGACCGUCACCUCUUCGCACUGCGCUACCUAGCUACCUCUCAAGGACGGCCGCUGCACACCUUGUACACAGACCCCGCCUAUGCUGCCAUCAACCACAACAUCUUGUCCACCAGCACCCUCACCAGUCCUGCUGUCAGCCUGGGGGGCUUCGCUCCAGUGGUGCCGGACGGGUUCGGCGUCGGCUAUGGCGUCCACGAUGACUGGAUCGGCUGCAAUGUGUCCAGCUAUCCAGCACGUAACGUGCACGAGUUCCUGCAGUGCGUCCACAAGUCUUUGGAGGACAUCUUUAGCGUUCUGGAGGGGAAGCCGCUCAGCUGAGAUGGAGUCAUCAGACUUUGCCUUGAGGGUAAAUGAUUGUAAGAUUUGGGAAACUUACUGUAUGGACUUUAAUUCACACGUGAAUCAUUGAAGCAGAUUUUAUACAGCUGAACACAGCGUGCCUCAUUAAUGAAGAUGAAGAAAAGUCGUACCUCAUCCGUUGAUGUUCUGUCUGUGGUUUAAUUUAAUAAUAAAGCUAAUGUAACUAA